AUGCCUGUGGACACGCUGACUCCGGGAGCCCGAGACACCCCCGCCCUACCUUUCCGCCUACAGACCAAGGCCCCCGGCUCCCUGCUACAGCGGCCAGCAGACUGUGGAGCCCGGAAACCUAGUGCUGUAGAGCGCCUGGAGGCCGACAAGGCCAAGUACGUCAAGAGCCUGCAUGUGGCCAAUACCCGCCAGGAACCUGUGCAGCCCCUGCUGUGCAAACAGCCACUCUUCAGCCCUGGAACUCGCCGCACGGUGCUCACACCUAGCCGCCGAGUCCUGCCUGGCCCCGGCCGCCGGCCCCAGCUGGACCUUGACAUCCUGAGCAGCCUCAUCAACUUGUGUGAUAGUCCUGUGUCCCCUGCUGAGGCCAGCCGUACCCCUGGACGGUCAGAGCGGGCCCUCCAGGCUCCCCCAGCCACGCCCCCACGCCCACCACCCAGUAUUGCUGCAGUCCGCCGAGUGGAUGUCCUUCCCCUGCCGGCGUCACCUGCCCAGCCCUGCCCAUCACCAGGCACUGCCGCCACCUCUAGCCCGGCCCGGCCCCCAGGUUUGCAACGCUCCAAGUCAGACCUGAGUGAGCGCUUCUCCCGGGCAGCAGCUGACCUGGAGAGAUUUUUUAACUUCUGCGGCCUGGACCAGGAGGAGGCACGGGGAUUGGGUGUGGCCCACCUAGCCCGGGCCAACUCAGACAUCGUGUCCCUGGCUGGGCCCAGUGCUGGGCCGGCUAGCUCUGAGGGGGGCUGCUCCCGCCGCAGCUCUGCCACCAUCGAGGAGCUGGCUCGGGAGCGUAUCCCCUAUGGUGUGUCAGUGAUAGAACGCAACGCCCGGGUGAUCAAAUGGCUGUAUGGGUUGCGACAAGCGCGGGAGACUCCAGCAGCUGAGGGCUAG
This is a messenger RNA of Lipotes vexillifer (Yangtze River dolphin), 888 nucleotides long. RefSeq names its product family with sequence similarity 110 member A (gene FAM110A). The transcript has a single exon. NCBI's taxonomy places the organism in Eukaryota, Metazoa, Chordata, Mammalia, Artiodactyla, Lipotidae. Bases 1 to 888 code for a protein of 295 amino acids. The record is from RefSeq and is a predicted model, not a curated record.